GACUAAACAGCUGGACCUGCUGUAUAUCAGUGAGCACAGAGGACUACCUCUGAAAUGUUGGGAGGGCUUCAAAAUCGCAAUGUCUCUCAGACCAGCUGAGACCGACUGCUAACCAGCACUAACCAGAGUGGGACUGCAUUCCAGAAACGUCAAGGACAGUUUCAAAUCCCCGCGGCUCUGACCAUAAAAGCCGGGGUACCUUUGGUCUUUAUGAUUUUGGAACGGUGAGGAGCAUCCGAGGAUCCGAGGCUCUGAGGCUGCCUACAGACUCAUAAGGAUACUAAAAGCUCUUUAGGCCAAGAUGGACUCUCUCAGUCAAGACACUGAGGUGAAGCAAAAGGGCCACACAGAAGUCCACGGACCUGUGGCUGGCAUAAUUCUGGAGAAAACAAAGGAGAAGAUAACCAUAUAUCAAGCCAUGAAGAAACGUCUCCUUAAGCCAGGAACAGCCUUAGCCCUGCUUGAAGCACAAGCGGCCACAGUGGGCAUUGUAGACCCAAUAAACAAUCGAAUGCUUCCUGUUGCAGAUGCUGUUAAAGAGGGAAUAGUUGGACCGGAGAUGAAAGAGAAACUUCUCACAGCAGAGAAGGCCAUCAGUGGCUAUGUAGACUCCUACACCAACCAAAUUAUAUCUGUAUUCCAAGCUAUGCAAAAAGAUUUAGUUCCAAGAGAUUAUGGACUGAGGCUGCUGGAAGCACAGAUAGCCACACAAGGCCUGUUUGAUCCUGUUGAGAAGACAAAUAUUUCUGUUAAUUCAGCGAUUCAAAAGGGCUACUAUGAAAAAGGUUUGCUCAAUAACCAGAUGUCAGAGCUCAAAGUGUUCUACAAUCCAAGCACACAAGAAAAUCUUAACUACCAAAAUCUCCUAAAGAAAUGCACUGUGGAGCCAGACACAGGCCUGUUGCUCCUUCCUGUUUGCAUCACCUUCAAAGGUCUGCGAAGAGGUAUCUCCUCUACUGAACUCCUUGAAUCGAAGAUCAUUGAUAAAGAAACAUUUGAUGACCUACAGAAGGGAAAGACCACAACACAGGAUGUGAUGUUGAUGGAAACAGUGAAAGAAUACCUGGAGGGCAAAGGCAGUAUCGCAGGCAUUGUUGUACUCUCGUCAAAUCAGAGAAUGAGCAUUUAUCAAGCCAUGAAGCAAGGCAUACUGAUGCCUGGAACAACACUAGUUCUACUGGAGGCACAAGCUGCGACUGGAUUCAUGAUUGAUCCUGUAGAAAAUAAAAAGUUCACUGUGGAUGAGGCCAUCAAAAACAAACUUGUUGGCCCAGAAUAUCAUGCAAAGCUGUGUUCUGCUGAGCGAGCAGUAACUGGAUACAAAGACCCAUACUCAGGUGAAACUAUAUCACUGUUUCAAGCACUGUCAAAAGACCUCAUCGUUAAGGAACAUGGGAUCCGCCUACUUGAGGCACAAAUCGCUACAGGUGGAAUAAUAGAUCCAAUCAACAGUCACAGACUUCCCACCGAAGUGGCCUACAAGAGAGGUUAUUUUAAUGAAGAAAUGAACGCCAUACUAGAAGAUUCAGGGGAUGACACAAAAGGGUUUUUUGAUCCAAACACAGAAGAGAAUCUAACUUAUCUUCAGCUGAUGGAAAGGUGCGUCAUUGAUCCCAUCACUGGAAUGUGCCUCCUCCCUCUCCUUAAUAAGACAGGAAGGCUGAAUUUUAACUUCAUUGACUACCAAACUAAAAUGACCUUCAAAGAGGAGAAGGUGAAAGUGACAUGUGGGAAGUACAUGGGAAUGACAGUAUCUCUGUGGGAACUCCUGAUGUCAGAAUACUUUGAUGAACAUCAGAGGAGAGACAUCAUUCAAAAACACAGAGAAGGGAAGCUCAAUAUCAAGAUGAUCAUUACAACUGUUCUAGAAGUCAUAGAAAAGUCUGUGAAAACAACUCAAGUCAUUUUUGAAGGCAUCAGAGAAACUGUCACAGCCAAACAGCUUGUGGAGGCAGAUAUCAUUAGUGAGGAGGUCCUGGAUGAUCUGAAAAAGGGAAAAAAGUCAGUGAAGGAAGUGACAGAAGAUGAAAAUGUAAAUAUGUACCUACAGGGGAAAGACACUAUUGCAGGUAUUCUGCUUCCUGAUUCUCAAAUCAUGACCAUCUACCAGGCCAGACAAAAAGGAAAGCUGAUGCCAGGAACUGCUCUAAUUCUACUGGAGGCACAGGCAGCAACAGGGUUCAUUAUUGACCCUAUUGGAAACAGGAAGUUUUCAGUGGAUGAUGCUGUCAAAGCAAAGAUUGUGGGGCCUGAUGUCUGUCAAAAGCUGCGCUCAGCAGAGAAAGCGGUCACUGGGUACAAAAAUCCAUAUGAUGGCAAAAUAAUCUCAUUGUUCCAAGCCAUGCAAAAAGAUCUCAUCCUAAAAGACCAUGGAAUUCGACUCCUGGAGGCACAAAUUGCCACUGGUGGGAUCAUUGACCCAGUGAACAGUCAUCGCAUUCCUGUCCAUGUGGCCUAUAAGAGGGGAUAUUUUAAUGAGGAAAUGAACCAGAUCCUGAAUGAUCCGAGUGAUGACACCAAAGGAUUCUUUGACCCCAACAACCAAGAUAACCUGACAUACUUGCAGCUCAUGGCCAGAUGUGUCAUAGAUCCCAGUACAGGUCUGUGUCUCUUGCCACUCAAAAGCAAAAGUAACAAAAUUAACAUAGAUGAUAAUAUUAGGGAAACAUUCAAAACAACAACAGUUACUGUCAAGUAUGGCAGGUUCAAGGGCAAGCACACAACACUGUGGGAUCUUAUCAAUUCAGAGUAUCUGUCUGAGGACAAAAGACAGGAGUUUUUCAAACUCUUCAAGUCAAGGAAAAUCACAAUUGAGCAACUCAUUGUCACCAUUUUAGAAAUCAUUGAGAGUAAGGAGAUAAAACAGCAAGCAGGGCUGGAUUUUGAAGGUCUCAGAGGAGAGAUCUCUGUUGUGGAUCUUUUGGAGCUUGAAAUUGUGGAUGAAAAAACAUACAGCAGUUUGAUCCAUGGAAAGAUGACGAUCACUGAUGUGAUGAAAAUGGACAGUGUGAGAGCCUACCUACAAGGGAAAAGUUGUGUGGCUGGGGUGAUACUGCAACCCUCCAAUCAGAAGCUAAGCAUCAAAGAGGCACAGAGAAUUGGCAUUCUCACACCUGGCACUGCCCUUUGCCUCCUUGAAGCACAAGCAGCCACGGGGUUCAUUGUUGAUCCUCUGAAAAACAAAAAACUUACAGUGGAACAAGCUCUCAAGGAAAAGGUUAUUGGCCCAGAGAUGUAUGAAAAGCUUUUGUCUGCAGAGAGGGCUGUCACUGGUUACAGAGAUCCAUACACUGGUCAAAAGAUCUCCCUUUUCCAAGCCUUGAAAAAGGAUCUAAUUGUCAAGCAGCAUGGCAUCCGUUUACUUGAGGCCCAGAUUGCUACAGGUGGUAUCAUUGAUCCCUUGAAGUGUCUUCACUUACCCCUUGAGGUUGCAUACAGGAAAGGAUAUUUUGAUGCAGAACUUAAUCAAAUCCUCUCAGACCCAGCUGAUGACACAAAGGGCUUUUUUGACCCAAACACACAAGCGAAUCUGACAUACAUGGAGAUGUUGGGUAGAUGUGUAAAAGAUAAGGAAACAGGACUGUUUCUCCUGCCACUGAAUGACACGACAAAAGCUAAAGGAACAAAGGCAAAAAUGUAUACUGACACAGAGAUAAAGCAAGAGUUUGAAAAGACAGCAGUGAGCGUAUCGGUGGGACGCUACUCAGGAAAAUCAAUUUCUCUGUGGGACUUGAUUCACUCUGGGUACUUCACUGAGGAUCAGCAGCUUGAAUUCAUUGAAAAAUACAGAACAAGGAAGAUGAGCACAGAAACCAUAAUCACAUUAGUGAUUUCCACCAUUAAAGAACUGGAGAAGAGUGAAACUCCCAAAAUGAUAAUGGGCCUGCGAAAGCCUGUCUCUGCACAACAACUAUGGGAUUCUGAUAUCAUUGAUGCAGAUAUGUACAAACAGGUGAAAGAAGGAAAACUUCCUUUUGAAACAGUAACCCAACAUGAACCUGUGAGAGGAUACCUGAAGGGAACUGGAAGUAUUGCUGGAAUUAAGGUUCAUCCAUCCCAGAAAGUAAUGAGCAUAUAUGAAGCAAAAAAGAAAGACCUGUUGACACCUGGCAUUGCACUUGUACUGCUUGAAGCGCAGGCUGCAACAGGAUGGGUCAUUGAUCCUCUAAAAAACAAGUUUUAUGCUGUUGAAGAGGCAGCAAGAGAGAAAGUAAUUGGACCAGAUGUGCAUGAGCAACUUCUCUCAGCUGAACGAGCUGUUAUUGGCUAUAAAGAUCCAUACACAGAUGCAACAAUAUCACUGUUUGAAGCCAUGAAUGAACAGCUGAUUAAAAGAAGCGAUGGCAUUCGUCUUCUUGAGGCACAGAUAGCAACAGGAGGAAUAAUUGACCCAAAUCAAAGUCACAGACUACCUGUUCAUGUUGCUAUUAAAAAGGGGUGUCUGGAUGGAGAAAUUAGCAAAAUUCUGUUGAACCCCACUGAUGAUGCAAAAGGAUUCUUUGACCCAAAUACCAAAGAAAACCUCUCUUACCUGCAGCUCAUAAAGCGAUGUGAGAAAGAUCCUAAAACUGGGCUACUUCUUCUGCCCCUGUAUGAAAAGGAAUCCCAUGUAUUUCCCACAGAUGAGAAAAUAGUGCUUGCAUUCAAAAACAAAACUAUUGCCAUGAAUGCAGGAAAAUUUAAAAACAAAGAGGUGACAUUGUGGGAAGUGUUGCUCUCUGAAUACAUAUCAGAACCAAAAAGGCAGCAGCUCAUACAACAAUACAAGACAGGAGCCAUGAAAAUAGAGGAGAUCAUUGAAAUACUCACCAUUAUCAUUACAGAGAUAUCAUCCAAAGAAAGAAAGUUCAAAGGACUAAGAAAGCAGGUCUCAGCCAGUGAGUUGUAUGAGUCAAAGAUCAUCUCAAAGGAGCUUUUCACACAGAUUAUACAAGGAGACGUAACUGAAGAGAAUGUUAACAAAAUGGAAUCAAUUCAAAAGUACCUUGGAGCUACAAACUGUAUAGCAGGUGUCAGAGUUGAAUCUACAAAGAAAGUUAUGAGCAUCUAUGAAGCCAAAACCAAAAGCCUACUGACCCCUGGCACAUCUCUUGUGCUGCUGGAGGCACAAGCUGCAACCGGUUUUGUCAUUGACCCAGUGAACAACAAGAAACUUUCUGUACAGGAGGCUGUGGUUCAAGGAGUGGUUGGCAGUGAGUGGAAAAACAAACUGCUUUCAGCAGAACGAGCAGUUACAGGGUACAAAGAUCCCUACACCGGAGACACAAUUUCAUUGUUCCAGGCCUUGAAAAAAGAUCUCAUUGUCAAAGAUCAUGGAAUUCGCCUUCUUGAAGCACAAAUUGCCACCGGAGGCAUAAUUGAUCCGGUCCACAGCCAUCGAGUGCCUGUACAGGUAGCAUACCAAAGAGGUUACUUUGAUGAGGAAAUGAAUCAGAUUCUGUCUGACUCUGAUGAUGACACCAAGGGCUUCUUUGAUCCCAACACUCAAGAGAACCUCACCUAUCUCCAGCUGGUUGAGAGGUGUGUCAAAGACCCAACUACAGGCCUUAACUUACUGUCCAUUGUAAAGAAAGGUGAGCUUUAUUUCUUUGUUGAUGAGGCAACAAAACUCAUUCUGAAAUCUAAAACAACAACCAGAGCAGGAGGAAAAUACCAAGGAACAACAGUGUCUCUGUGGGAUCUGCUCUACUCCAAAUACAUCACUGAGGAGAAGAGGAAAGAGCUUGUGCAACAGUACAAGUCUGGAUCAAUCACAAUUGAAUGCUUUUUGGAGAUCAUCCAGACAAUCAUUCAGCAGCAGACCACAACAACCUCAUCGUCAUCAAUCGUCACAUGCCAACCACCAGAAACAAAAGUGGACAGCAGCACAACAAAAACUACCAUCACUACUAAAAUCACAGAGACACGUCAAGUUCAAAACUUUCAUGGAAUCAGAAAGGAUGUUACUGCUACUGAGCUGCUUGAAUCAAAAAUCAUCGAUGAGGACCUCUACAAAGAUCUUAGCACUGGAAAAGUCACGGUGACGGAAGUAAGUGAAAUGGACUCAGUCCGAGUACUUAGAGGAACCAACAGCAUUGCAGGGGUAUACCUGCAGUCCACCAAACAGACCCUAAGCAUCUAUGAAGCCAAAAGCAAAGGCCUGCUGACUCCUGGUACUUCUCUGGUUCUGCUGGAGGCCCAAGCUGCCACUGGCUUUGUCAUCGACCCAGUGAAAAACAAGAAACUUUCUGUAGAGGAAGCUGUGGCUCAAAGGGUGGUUGGCAGUGAGUGGAAAAACAAACUGCUUUCAGCAGAAAGAGCAGUUACUGGAUACAAAGAUCCCUACACUGGAAACACAAUUUCAUUGUUCCAGGCCUUGAAAAAUCUUAUUGUGAAAGAUCAUGGAAUUCGUCUCCUUGAAGCGCAAAUUGCCACCGGAGGCAUAAUUGACCCAGUUCACAGUCACAGAGUGCCUGUACAGGUGGCAUAUCAAAGAGGUUACUUUGAUGAGGAAAUGAAUCAGAUUCUGUCUGACCCUGAUGAUGACACCAAGGGCUUCUUUGAUCCCAACACUCAAGAGAACCUCACCUAUCUCCAGCUGGUUGAGAGGUGUGUCACGGAUCCCGUCACAGGCCUGAGUUUGCUGGUCAUUGUGAAGAAAGGCGAGUUUUAUUUCUUUGUUGAUGAGGCAACAAAACUCAUUCUGAAAUCUAAAACAACAACCAGAGCAGGAGGAAAAUACCAAGGAACAACAGUGUCUCUGUGGGAUCUGCUCUACUCCAAAUACAUCACUGAGGAGAAGAGGAGAGAGCUUGUGCAACAGUACAAGUCUGGAUCAAUCACAAUUGAACGCUUUUUCGAGAUCAUCCAGACAAUCAUUCAGCAGCAGACCACAACAACCUCAUCGUCAUCAAUCGUCACAUGCCAACCACCAGAAACAAAAGUGGACAGCAGCACAACAAAAACUACCAUCACUACUAAAAUCACAGAGACGCAUCAAGUUCAAAACUUUCAUGGAAUCAGAAAGGAUGUUACUGCUACUGAGCUGCUUGAAUCAAAAAUCAUCGAUGAGGACCUCUACAAAGAUCUUAGCACUGGAAAAGUCACGGUGACGGAAGUAAGUGAAAUGGACUCAGUCCAAGUACUUAGAGGAACCAACAGCAUUGCAGGGGUAUACCUGCAGUCCACCAAACAGACCCUAAGCAUCUAUGAAGCCAAAAGCAAAGGCCUGCUGACUCCUGGUACUUCUCUGGUUCUGCUGGAGGCCCAAGCUGCCACUGGCUUUGUCAUCGACCCAGUGAAAAACAAGAAACUUUCUGUAGAGGAAGCUGUGGCUCAAAGGGUGGUUGGCAGUGAGUGGAAAAACAAACUGCUUUCAGCAGAAAGAGCAGUUACUGGAUACAAAGAUCCCUACACUGGAAACACAAUUUCAUUGUUCCAGGCCUUGAAAAAUCUUAUUGUGAAAGAUCAUGGAAUUCGUCUCCUUGAAGCGCAAAUUGCCACCGGAGGCAUAAUUGACCCAGUUCACAGUCACAGAGUGCCUGUACAGGUGGCAUAUCAAAGAGGUUACUUUGAUGAGGAAAUGAAUCAGAUUCUGUCUGACCCUGAUGAUGACACCAAGGGCUUCUUUGAUCCCAACACUCAAGAGAACCUCACCUAUCUCCAGCUGGUUGAGAGGUGUGUCACGGAUCCCGUCACAGGCCUGAGUUUGCUGGUCAUUGUGAAGAAAGGCGAGUUUUAUUUCUUUGUUGAUGAGGCAACAAAACUCAUUCUGAAAUCUAAAACAACAACCAGAGCAGGAGGAAAAUACCAAGGAACAACAGUGUCUCUGUGGGAUCUGCUCUACUCCAAAUACAUCACUGAGGAGAAGAGGAGAGAGCUUGUGCAACAGUACAAGUCUGGAUCAAUCACAAUUGAACGCUUUUUCGAGAUCAUCCAGACAAUCAUUCAGCAGCAGACCACAACAACCUCAUCGUCAUCAAUCGUCACAUGCCAACCACCAGAAACAAAAGUGGACAGCAGCACAACAAAAACUACCAUCACUACUAAAAUCACAGAGACGCAUCAAGUUCAAAACUUUCAUGGAAUCAGAAAGGAUGUUACUGCUACUGAGCUGCUUGAAUCAAAAAUCAUCGAUGAGGACCUCUACAAAGAUCUUAGCACUGGAAAAGUCACGGUGACGGAAGUAAGUGAAAUGGACUCAGUCCGGAAGUACUUAGAGGGAACCAACAGCAUUGCAGGGGUAUACCUGCAGUCCACCAAACAGACCCUAAGCAUCUAUGAAGCCAAAAGCAAAGGCCUGCUGACUCCUGGUACUUCUCUGGUUCUGCUGGAGGCCCAAGCUGCCACUGGCUUUGUCAUCGACCCAGUGAAAAACAAGAAACUUUCUGUAGAGGAAGCUGUGGCUCAAAGGGUGGUUGGCAGUGAGUGGAAAAACAAACUGCUUUCAGCAGAAAGAGCAGUUACUGGAUACAAAGAUCCCUACACUGGAAACACAAUUUCAUUGUUCCAGGCCUAAAAAGAUCUUAUUGUGAAAGAUCAUGGAAUUCGUCUCCUUGAAGCGCAAAUUGCCACCGGAGGCAUAAUUGACCCAGUUCACAGUCACAGAGUGCCUGUACAGGUGGCAUAUCAAAGAGGUUACUUUGAUGAGGAAAUGAAUCAGAUUCUGUCUGACCCUGAUGAUGACACCAAGGGCUUCUUUGAUCCCAACACUCAAGAGAACCUCACCUAUCUCCAGCUGGUUGAGAGGUGUGUCACGGAUCCCGUCACAGGCCUGAGUUUGCUGGUCAUUGUGAAGAAAGGCGAGUUUUAUUUCUUUGUUGAUGAGGCAACAAAACUCAUUCUGAAAUCUAAAACAACAACCAGAGCAGGAGGAAAAUACCAAGGAACAACAGUGUCUCUGUGGGAUCUGCUCUACUCCAAAUACAUCACUGAGGAGAAGAGGAGAGAGCUUGUGCAACAGUACAAGUCUGGAUCAAUCACAAUUGAACGCUUUUUCGAGAUCAUCCAGACAAUCAUUCAGCAGCAGACCACAACAACCUCAUCGUCAUCAAUCGUCACAUGCCAACCACCAGAAACAAAAGUGGACAGCAGCACAACAAAAACUACCAUCACUACUAAAAUCACAGAGACGCAUCAAGUUCAAAACUUUCAUGGAAUCAGAAAGGAUGUUACUGCUACUGAGCUGCUUGAAUCAAAAAUCAUCGAUGAGGACCUCUACAAAGAUCUUAGCACUGGAAAAGUCACGGUGACGGAAGUAAGUGAAAUGGACUCAGUCCGAAACUUAGAGGGAACCAACAGCAUUGCAGGGGUAUACCUGCAGUCCACCAAACAGACCCUAAGCAUCUAUGAAGCCAAAAGCAAAGGCCUGCUGACUCCUGGUACUUCUCUGGUUCUGCUGGAGGCCCAAGCUGCCACUGGCUUUGUCAUCGACCCAGUGAAAAACAAGAAACUUUCUGUAGAGGAAGCUGUGGCUCAAAGGGUGGUUGGCAGUGAGUGGAAAAACAAACUGCUUUCAGCAGAAAGAGCAGUUACUGGAUACAAAGAUCCCUACACUGGAAACACAAUUUCAUUGUUCCAGGCCUUGAAAAAUCUUAUUGUGAAAGAUCAUGGAAUUCGUCUCCUUGAAGCGCAAAUUGCCACCGGAGGCAUAAUUGACCCAGUUCACAGUCACAGAGUGCCUGUACAGGUGGCAUAUCAAAGAGGUUACUUUGAUGAGGAAAUGAAUCAGAUUCUGUCUGACCCUGAUGAUGACACCAAGGGCUUCUUUGAUCCCAACACUCAAGAGAACCUCACCUAUCUCCAGCUGGUUGAGAGGUGUGUCACGGAUCCCGUCACAGGCCUGAGUUUGCUGGUCAUUGUGAAGAAAGGCGAGUUUUAUUUCUUUGUUGAUGAGGCAACAAAACUCAUUCUGAAAUCUAAAACAACAACCAGAGCAGGAGGAAAAUACCAAGGAACAACAGUGUCUCUGUGGGAUCUGCUCUACUCCAAAUACAUCACUGAGGAGAAGAGGAGAGAGCUUGUGCAACAGUACAAGUCUGGAUCAAUCACAAUUGAACGCUUUUUCGAGAUCAUCCAGACAAUCAUUCAGCAGCAGACCACAACAACCUCAUCGUCAUCAAUCGUCACAUGCCAACCACCAGAAACAAAAGUGGACAGCAGCACAACAAAAACUACCAUCACUACUAAAAUCACAGAGACGCAUCAAGUUCAAAACUUUCAUGGAAUCAGAAAGGAUGUUACUGCUACUGAGCUGCUUGAAUCAAAAAUCAUCGAUGAGGACCUCUACAAAGAUCUUAGCACUGGAAAAGUCACGGUGACGGAAGUAAGUGAAAUGGACUCAGUCCGGAAGUACUUAGAGGGAACCAACAGCAUUGCAGGGGUAUACCUGCAGUCCACCAAACAGACCCUAAGCAUCUAUGAAGCCAAAAGCAAAGGCCUGCUGACUCCUGGUACUUCUCUGGUUCUGCUGGAGGCCCAAGCUGCCACUGGCUUUGUCAUCGACCCAGUGAAAAACAAGAAACUUUCUGUAGAGGAAGCUGUGGCUCAAAGGGUGGUUGGCAGUGAGUGGAAAAACAAACUGCUUUCAGCAGAAAGAGCAGUUACUGGAUACAAAGAUCCCUACACUGGAAACACAAUUUCAUUGUUCCAGGCCUUGAAAAAAGAUCUUAUUGUGAAAGAUCAUGGAAUUCGUCUCCUUGAAGCGCAAAUUGCCACCGGAGGCAUAAUUGACCCAGUUCACAGUCACAGAGUGCCUGUACAGGUGGCAUAUCAAAGAGGUUACUUUGAUGAGGAAAUGAAUCAGAUUCUGUCUGACCCUGAUGAUGACACCAAGGGCUUCUUUGAUCCCAACACUCAAGAGAACCUCACCUAUCUCCAGCUGGUUGAGAGGUGUGUCACGGAUCCCGUCACAGGCCUGAGUUUACUCCCCUUGCACAGGUGAAGGAAAGCAAAUCUUUCUACAGGCAUUUAUUCUUGUUUUGUUUGCGUUAUCAGAUUUUUUUCAUUGUAGUUCGCUCAGCAUUGUAGUUAACAUUAUUUUCUCCCUUAGACACUAAAUAUUUUUACAGCAUAUUUCUUUAAAAUGCAUUUUAGGUUGUCCUUAACGAAAUCGCCAGAGAAAAAUACAUGUUCUCUACUAUGCUGUUAGUUAUACAUGGUUGAAAAAGAGAGCAACUCUAUGAAGGUGUUUUGGUUACACAUUUUCAGAACUGCCAUUAUUAAAACCCUAAAAUUAGCCCAACCUGGGAAAACUGAGACUGAAUGGGCUGAAAACCUAUUCUAAUAAUCACACAAAAAUGUACAUAUAGGUACUUUAAUGUCAUUAGUCAUAUCUGUGUCCGAUAUGUCAAAUGUCUGCUGUGAAAAAAGCCUACUGGUCUUAUAUUAGUUGACAUUGAAAAGUAAACUAAAUAUCUGUCGUCUUUUUCUUGUUUUCAGUCUCUUGGUAUUAACCCAAUUCUGAUAUUGUUUGAAUGCAUACAUGGCAGUAAAUGCCGUAGCAAACAUUUUGGAUUUGUGAUACUUAUUUUCCCUGUUUUAAUACUUUUUCAUGUUAUUUGUGGGAUCUAUGGAUUUGAUUGAUUUUACACUGAUGUAACUAGAUGGGGUUCAGCUGAGCCUAUUUUUACCUUGCCUGUAGAAGCUGGAAGCUGGUGAAACCUUUUCUUACUGAAAUCUGUUUUGCUUCCUAAGUCAAAUGUGAGUACAGUGAAUAUCAUUUUGCUGUGCCUGCUUUGACCUCACCUGCAAGCCAGCCAUGCACAUUUUGGUCUUUUGUAAUAUUGUAAAACUGUUUCAUUGUGUGGCCCAAUAAAUAGGUGAGAUAUGAA
Messenger RNA from Siniperca chuatsi (mandarin fish), 11810 nucleotides. It is a transcript of the gene eppk1, whose product is annotated as epiplakin 1. The record is from RefSeq and is a predicted model, not a curated record. Gene Ontology annotation, biological process: intermediate filament bundle assembly; wound healing. Gene Ontology annotation, cellular component: cell junction; keratin filament; membrane. Gene Ontology annotation, molecular function: structural molecule activity; keratin filament binding. Lineage: Eukaryota; Metazoa; Chordata; Actinopteri; Centrarchiformes; Sinipercidae.